CCCAGUGCAGCAAGAUAGUAUCUUUCCACUCCAGAAGAAAACCAGUGUGAAGACUGGUAUUUCUUGGGCCACACCACUUGCGCGUGGUGCAGCAAAAUUUCUGCAUGAUGCAUUUAACGUGAGUGCAGUUUUAUCACGAACGUUGACCGGGACGGUUAGUUGAUCGCUCUUUUUCGAAAAAGGAUGUGUCUCUGGUCGGUCGACAAAUUUGGAGUGUUUUCGGCGCGUACGAAGAAUUCUUAAUCGCACCACCCAGUCCCGGUUCUAAGUGAUGUGAAUCGCCUUAAAUUAUGGCGCAUCAGCGUGGUUUGACGUGGAUCGUUGCGAUUGUCGCAAUCGUACCAGUUUUGGAGUGUCUUUCCUUUGGCAGUGACAAUAGGACGAUCGGGAAUUAUUUCGAUUUCACGCGCUUCUGGGGCAUCCACUAUGGCGAUCCAAAGCUUCGCCGCAGCUACGAUUACGUCAUUGUGGGUGCUGGUCCAGCGGGAUCGGUGCUGGCAAGGCGCCUAAGUGACGACCCCAAAGUGACCGUCCUGCUACUGGAAGCUGGCAAGGGAGAACUACCCAUCUUCACGGAUAUUCCACUUGCAGCUCCGAAUCUCCAAGCCACAGACUACAACUUUGCGUACGAAAGUGAAGUGCAAUCGAUCGGAUGUCAGGGCUUGUGGGAUCGAAAGUGCAGUUGGCCCCACGGCAAGGGCGUCGGAGGAUCGUCGAUCAUCAACUACAUGAUCCACACCCGCGGAAAUCGAAGAGAUUACGAUGGGUGGGCUCGAGCCGGAAAUCCCGGCUGGAGCUGGGACGAGAUCCUUCCCUACCACAUCCGAUCGGAACGAGCCAACAUCCGAGACUUCGAAGACAACGGAUUCCACGGCCAAAACGGGCCUUUGUCAGUGGAAGAUUGUCCGUUCAGGUCAAAAGUGGCGCACGCAUUCGUUCGCAGUGCCCAGCAGGCAGGCUAUCGAUAUCUGGACUACAACGCGGGCGAACUUAUCGGCGUGUCGUAUCUGCAGGCCACAACGCUGCGAGGCACGCGGGUCACCAGCGGGACAGCGUACUUGGCCCCGAUAGCGACGCGCAAGAAUCUGCACAUUCUGACAAAGGCUUGGGCCACCAAGGUGUUGAUCGAUCCCGUUUCCAAGGAAGCCACCGGAGUGCUAUUCUCGAGAAAUAAGAAGGUCUUCAAGGUGAAGGCCAACCGGGAAGUCAUCCUGUCUGCUGGAGCUUUCGAAAGUGCCAAACUGCUCAUACUGUCUGGAGUGGGGCCUGCCAACCAUCUGGAAAGCUUGGGAAUACCGGUCAUUCAGAAUCUUCCAGUCGGAGAGCAGUUGUACGAACAUCCGGGAACCUUCGGUCCAGUCUACCUAGUCAAGAAGCCCAUCGACAACUUCAUCCAGCUGGACGACAACAUCAACCUGCGUAACAUUAUCCGUUACAUAAACGGGCGAGGACUCUUCACAACCAAUUCGGUGGAGAGCUUGAUGUACAUCAAGACCCCGGUAGCGGAAAGUCCCGAUCCCGGUCUCCCGGACGUCGAAAUCAUGCAAGCUUUCACGUCGAUUGAUUUCGAUUCCGGUCCAGGCACUGCCACGGCGUUCCGACUGUCCAACGAAACGUACGACGGCUACUUCCGUCCGAUUCGCAACGUGCGAUCGUUCAUGUACCUUCCGCUGCUGUUGAAGCCCAGGACGAAGGGAAAGCUGCGGCUGAAGUCACGGAAUCCCUUCCAGCAUCCCCGAUUUGAGUAUCAGUACUUUGAGGAUGAUCGCGACCUGGAUGCUCUGGCGUAUGGAAUUGAGGAAGCGAUUCGAGUGACCUCACAGCCAGCAUUUCGUGAGCUUGGUGUUGAGUUGUACUCGCGAAAGGUACCAGGCUGCGAGGAGCUCGAAUUCAACACCCACGAGUAUUGGCGAUGCCACGUGCGGGUUCUGACUGCGACUUUCCAUCAUCAGGUCGCCACCUGCAAAAUGGGCCCACCAACGGAUCCGGAAGCCGUUGUAGACGCCCGGCUUCGUGUCUACGGCGUUGGUCGGCUACGCGUGGUCGACAUCGGAAUCGUGCCGGAUCCUCCGGCGGCGCAUACGGCCGCAGUGGCGUACGGUAUCGGUGAGAAAGCGGCCGAUAUGAUAAGGGAAGAUUUUGCGGCAGGUGCUACCGGAAGUCGGAUUCACAAAGCUAUCCAUAGUGACGGGUUUGGUGGGAGGGCUGAUAUUCCGAUAGAGUUUGAGGCGCAGCGGAUGUUUGGUAGAAUUGUUGGUCCAAGGCCGUUUGAUGAGAGUGCGUUUGUGAGGAUAACGCGGUUUAGGAGGGAGGUUGGUAGCUUUAAUGGGUCGCUAAGUGAGCAGGACCAAGGCAUUUUAGAUGAGGAUAAUAAAGUGUAGAGGAUAAUUAGCUCCAUUGCCAUUUUUAAUUUAGGGCUCGAAAUGGUUUAACCGAAUCAUUCAGUUCGAUUCGAAUAAGCCUACAGUUAUGCAACGUUUCAUAGGAUACCAAAUGAAUCAGUGCGCUAAGCAUUACUCUAGGGUAAGCUGGCAAUUGUUGAGGAUAUUUGUUAUAAAUGUUUUUUUAUUUUACUCAGAUGCAGUCAAAGUCGUCAAUUAAAAUUACUAGAAUAAAAAAGCAAAACGUAAGAAAAUUCGUUGCCAUUCUAUAGGAAUACCAGUUGAAACUGAGACUUGAAUGAUCGAAAAUUUGGCAUAAAAUGAAAAAUGUCAUUAUUUAAUUUUUUAAUGUCUACAUUUACACGACCAUAAACCACAAAGUUUCGUUUUACGUUUCAAGACAAGUAAAAAAAAUUCCCUACAGUAACUUAUUUUAAGCAGUUCUCUAGAUUCUCACGAUUUUUAAUUUUUGAUUUGAAUAAAAAUUUGUCCAACACACUCAUAGGUUAUACACUCAUAAUUUAAAUAAUGUUCUUGGUAUUUAAAGGGAAACCUUGAAAAGAUUCAUCAAACAAUUAAUUUCAUUGCAUAUUUUUUACAAUCGACUGGUACAACAAAAGUAACUUUUUGCAGAACUAUUUAUUGACGAGUAAGUACCACUAAUACGUAUUUUUAUCCUAAAACUGAGCUUUUUGUUUAUUUUGAUCACAUUUUUCAUUCCUCAAAAAAAAAAAAAAAAAGAUCGAUAACAAUACUCUCUACUUUUGGCGAAUAGUAAAUUGGUUCCACUUUGACAGUUCAAAAUUGAGGCCGUUUUGCGAACCACUAUUAA
Culex pipiens pallens (northern house mosquito) is the source of this 3213-nucleotide messenger RNA. RefSeq names its product glucose dehydrogenase [FAD, quinone]-like. The coding region runs from base 291 to 2381 and encodes 696 amino acids. Gene Ontology annotation, molecular function: flavin adenine dinucleotide binding; oxidoreductase activity, acting on CH-OH group of donors. The transcript is spliced from 4 exons. The record is from RefSeq and is a predicted model, not a curated record. Lineage: Eukaryota; Metazoa; Arthropoda; Insecta; Diptera; Culicidae.